AUGGCCCAGUUUGCCAAAGCCUCGUUCGACGCCGCGGGGUAUCUCGCUUCCAGACCGACCUAUCCAGCGCGCGUGUACGACAUCAUCUGUUCUUUCCAUCGAGCGGGUGGUGGGAGAUUUGAGCAUGCGCUCGACCUUGGAUGCGGACCUGGCUUCAUGGCCCUCGCGCUCGCCCCGCGUUUCAACCGUGUCACGGCUCUAGACCCCAGUGCCAAGAUGGUUGAUGUCGGAAUGCAACCAAACGACGCCAAAGUGCCGCGCAUCCACUACGCUGUCGGCAACGCAGAGGACCUCACUUCGCAACUGGGCGAGAGCUCGGUAGACCUCGUGGUCGCGGGCCAGGCGGCGCACUGGUUCGACCAUGGCAGAGUGUGGCCCGAGCUGGGGAGGAUUCUGAGACCGGGCGCGACGGUCGCAUAUGUGGGCUAUGGCGAGAUGGUCAUACCCAAGUACCCAAAGCUCAACUCCCUCAUCUCCGCUUAUCAGGCGGGCGACGACGCCCUCGGCCCCCACUGGUCACAGCCUGGCCGGUCCAUCGUCGAAGGUCUCCUCGAUGCAGUGCCCUACCCCAUCGCCCCAGAGCGCACCGCCAUCACGGAAGCUCUCCUCGCGCAACUCCCGGACCUCGAGUCUCUCUCUCCGACCCCACCACCACACCCCAUCGCCGACGCGAUUGCCGAGCCUGCUCCAACCUCAGGUAGCUCGGGGUGGGACCCGACGACAGCCAUCAGGCUCAAGAGCGGAAGUACCGGGGACAAGUGGUUCCUCCGUCGUAGAUGGACCAGCGGACCGCUCGAGGGAUAUAUGCGGAGCGCAAGCGCUCUACAUGCGUACCACGAAAAGCAUCCCGAGGACCUGGCCAAGAAGGGCGGCAAGGACGGAGGCGAUAUUGUCGAUCGCCUCGUAAACCAGAUUCGCGAAGGCCUCAAGAAGGAAGGCAUUGACAUCGACAAGGAAGAAGUCGAGUUUGCUUGGCCCUUGGUAAUGAUGAUGAUCAAGCGUGAGGCAUAG
Apiotrichum porosum is the source of this 1011-nucleotide messenger RNA. RefSeq lists its product as uncharacterized. The coding region runs from base 1 to 1011 and encodes 336 amino acids. The record is from RefSeq and is a predicted model, not a curated record. Gene Ontology annotation, molecular function: S-adenosylmethionine-dependent methyltransferase activity. The transcript is spliced from 3 exons. NCBI's taxonomy places the organism in Eukaryota, Fungi, Basidiomycota, Tremellomycetes, Trichosporonales, Trichosporonaceae.